Molecule: messenger RNA, 1371 nt
Organism: Sitophilus oryzae (rice weevil)
Lineage: Eukaryota; Metazoa; Arthropoda; Insecta; Coleoptera; Curculionidae
Product: zinc finger protein 622
Exons: 5
Coding region: 226-1326 (366 amino acids)
Biological process (GO): ribosomal large subunit biogenesis
Cellular component (GO): preribosome, large subunit precursor
Molecular function (GO): zinc ion binding; nucleic acid binding
Source: RefSeq, a predicted model, not a curated record
AUGUCAAAAUUGUCAUUUUCAUUGUUUUAAUCUUUGGUUUUAAUUUUUGUUCUCUGUUCUGAGAUUUUCUUGUCCAAUUUGAAAGAUUUCCAUUUUAUUUAUUCCAGAAAUUAAGUAAAUCUCCCGUUAUUUUAUUUCGUUUAUUAUUUAGGAUAGUUAAUAAUCAUAUUAGUUCCAAUUAUAUUUUGUAGCUGUGAUUAUAAAUUUGUAUAUUAUUACGUGGUAAUGGAAGGUCAUAUAAUAAAAGAAUCUUACACAUGUAUUUCAUGUCGUGUUGGUUUUAAGGAUCCCGAACUACAAAGAUUACAUUAUAAAUCAGAUUGGCAUCGAUACAAUUUAAAGCGUAAAGUUGCAGAGUUACCACCUGUUACGUCCGAGGAAUUUCAAUUAAGGGUAUUCAACCAGAGAAAUGCAGAUGAAUUAUCUAAACAAGAUUACAAUAUGUAUUGUCAAGUUUGUAAAAAGAAUUUUAGGAAUGAGAAUGCAUUUAAUAAUCAUUUGAAUUCGAAAAAACAUAAGACCAAUGAAAAACACUUUGUUCCUGGGAGUGAAACUGUCAAGGAUCAAAAUGUGAAUGAUGAAGCAAUGUCAUGUGAUUCUGAGGAAUUAGAUUCAGAUGAAUGGGAUGAUGAGAUUGAGAAUCCAAUUGAUAACAAUGAUUGUUUAUUCUGUGUGGAACACAGUCGCAAUUUUAUAUCGAACUUAGAACAUAUGACUAUUAAGCAUUCGUUUUUUAUACCUGAUAUUGAAUUCUGCACUGAUGUUGAAGGACUGUUAAGGUACCUUGGUGAAAAAAUUGUACAAGGUUUUAUGUGCCUGUGGUGUAAUGAGAAAGGUAGGACUUUCCACUCAGCAGAUGCUGCCAGGAAACAUAUGAUUGAUAAAGGACACUGUAAAAUGAUUCAUGAAGGUAUAUCUUUAGCUGAAUAUACGGAUUUUUAUGAUUAUUCCUCGUCAUAUCCAGAUGCAGAAAAUGAAGAUGUUAAUCCAGAACAAGACGUUUCAGUACCCGAAAUUGAUGGAUCAGAUUAUCAAUUAGUAUUGCCUUCUGGCAUAACUGUCGGUCAUCGUAGCCUCAUGAAAUAUUACAGACAAAGUAUCAAUCCGAAUAAGGCAUUGGUAGUGUCAAAUAAGAAUGACAAAAAACUGCAUCAUGUUUUAGCCAGUUACAAGGCUUUGGGAUGGACUGCAACUGAUCAGAAAGCAGCAGCAAAGAAGGCAAGAGACAUACAUUAUUUGAAACGGAUGCAGUCAAGGUACAUGAUGAAACUUGGCGUAAAAAACAAUAAACUACAGAAGCAUUUUAGACAGCAAGUCAACUUUUGAAGCGUUUUAUAUUUUAUAUGUUUCAAAAUAAAUUUAAUCUACAAC